AUGAACUUUUCAAAUAAAAUAAGAAAAUUCUUGGAAAAGUUAUGGCUGAACUCAAUUUUUAUUGCAAAUCUUAUAUAAGGUAUAUGGUGGACUUCGAAUACUUUAUGGUUAAGUUAGCCAAUAAAUUAUUUAGUAUUUAUUUUACAAUUGGCUUGUCUUUUGGUCAGGAGUUUUUAGCAAUUUUUAAUUGCAAAGGAAUGUGGAAUUAAUUUAGUUAUUCAUUUGGUGUCCUUGUUAUAUUAUGUAAUAUAUUUUGAAUCCUAUUUACUUGUUGAGAGGAAGCAUCAUUUUGAAUUGCUAGCUGAUUGUUUGUUGAUUAUUUUCACUUAUAUGGAUUAUUUGAAAAUAGCUGUGUCAAAAUACAGCUUAAUCUGUAAAUUAGGGAUUCCAUUAUAUCUUAUAAUAAGAAUCAUAUUUGCUUUAAUUAGAAAUUUUGGUUUGGAGGAGCUAGAAAGCUUGAUUAUCAUAAGUUUUUUAUUCAUAAAAUAUGCAAUUAUGCUCUAAAUUACAUUUAAUAAAACUUUUCAAGAAAAAACUAAUAAAUACCAAUUAACAAUAAAAGAGGAAAGAGACUCUACUCCAAUACUUUAAAAUUAAUAGAUAUAUCCAUAAAUUAAAUCAUAAAGCAAAUCAUCUCAAUCCCCUUAACUCAACUUAAGUGCAGUUUUGAGAGAUCCGCCAAGUGAAGUGAAAUUGAUACAGUAUUCAAAUUUGAGUAAUUUUUAAAAAAUAAAUAAAAGUUUUGAAAAAUCAGAUCACUCAGCGAAUUCAUUUUAUUACAAUUUACUAAAUCUUUUUCCUUAAGGAAUCUUAAUUUUAAAUUCUUAAUUAUCAGUAAGUUAUAUGAAUAACAAAUGUGAAAAGCAUUUAGAUUGUUAAGGUUAAGAAAAAGUAUUAGAAAGGGUGAGAAGCUGUGUAGACAAUGCAAAAAUUCGAGAUUCCGAGUGGGAUGAGUAGAAUAGUUUCCAAGCAAAGACAUAAUAAAAAUAACUUCAUUAUCAUUUCCUCAAAGAAAUAAUAUUUAUAUAAUAGAAAAGAAAUCUACCAAUUGAUGUAUUAGACAUUAUGAUAUAACCUUAAAAAUAUUAACAUCUUUUAGGAUUCAAUUAAGAUUCAAACUAUAUGGAUAAUUAGUUAAAUUUCAUGUCAUAAGUUUUUAUUUACGAAUGGAUUAUUAAAUCUGGAUAAUAGUAAAACAAUUCAUAAAAAAAACUGAAAUUAAUAAUUAUUCCAACUUCUAUGACAAAUUAAUAGUAAGAGUACUUCCAAUCUUAAUCGUAAAUAUAAAGUUGUAUCAAAGUUAACCUUCAGCCAACAAAUGAAAUAGAAAACCCAGUUCUACUUAUCAUUAUAAAAAACAUAACACAAAAACAUAAAUUCCAAUAACUAAGAGAGGAAUAAAUUAUUCAUCACAGCCUUAUCAAAUCCUUUUCUCAUGAGUUAAGGACUCCUUUAAACAGUUGUUAACAAAUGUUAAAUCUGAUAAAUAAAUAACAAAGUGAAGAAGAAUUUAGGACGUGUCUAGCAAUUGCUUAGAAUUCAAAUGCUUAAUUGAUUCAUCAAAUAAAUGACAUAUUAGAUUAUGCUGCUAUUUAAUCCUACUAAUUUUCAUAUCACAUGUCAUAUUUUCCAUUAAAUUAAUUGAUUUAAGAAAUUGAACAAUUAUAUAAAGACUAAAUGUUUUUAAAGAAAAUUAAAUUUAAAAUUCUCAUUUCCAAAAAUUUAACCGAUUUUCUCAUGUGUAAUGAUAAGUAAAGAAUAUUAUAAGUAUUAGUAAAUUUAUUAAACAAUGCUAUUAAAUUUACAAAAGAAGGAGGUUGCAUUCAUUUAAGUUUCAUUGAAAAGGAGUACUUUGGUAUUAAUAUUGAAGUAAAGGAUAAUGGAAUAGGCAUUGCUGAAGAAUAAUUGCAUCUGAUAUAAAGUAGUUUAUAUGACACAAUAGAAUUCGGUGCAAUUUUGAAAUCAAAUUCAGAAAUUAAGAAGAAAGGAUUAGGACUGAGUAUUGUAGCAAAACUUGUUUAAGGGUUAACUGAAUCUUAAGAUAAAUAACUUAUUAUAAGAUCUAUAAAAAAUGAAGGAACAUUUGUUUCAUUUCGAGUUGAUAAUAUGCAACUUAACUAGAAUGCUUAUCAAUAAUCUUCCAAUUUAUUUACUCAAUAAACAGGGAAGUUUAAUUUAUCUGAGAAAUUAUAUACAUUUAAUAAAAUAAAAAUAGAUGAAUAGGGUGUUAAACAAAUUGAUAAUUCAUUUUUUAAGAUUUAAGAUGAUGAAGUAAACUAAGAUCAAAAUUCAGAAACCUAUAAGGCAACUCCUAGGUUAAAUGAUUUUGAAAUACAAUAAGAAAUCUUACUGCCUGUCAGCCCUGAAUAUUUUUAACAUAAAUAUAUGGCUUCUUGUAAAAAUUUAGAUAAUUCAAAAAUUUAAUAGUAAAAUUCAAUUUGCUAAAAUUGUACUCAUGUUUUAGUGGUGGAUGAUAUACCAUUUAAUUAAAUAGCUUUGAAAAUGAUGCUAAAACAUUAUAAUAUCCAAGCGGAUUCUGUAUUUGAUGGAUUUUAAGCAAUUGAAAAAGUUAAACUCAAAAUGUAAUAACAUUGUCAAAUAUAUAAAUUAAUAUUAAUGGAUAUUGAAAUGCCAGGGAUGGAUGGAUUUCAAACAAGCAAGCAAGUAAGUUAUUAAUAAUAAUUGUCAGAUUUUGAAAUUGACUUAAAAAUAAUCAAUGAUUGUAAUUUGUUCUGCCUAUGAUACUUAAGAAAAUUAUAUUAAAGGGUCGAAAUUGGGUAUAGACACAUUUCUACCCAAACCUGUCAAUCAGGACGAAUUAGAAGUAAUUUUAAUUAAGUUAUUUAAUGUCAAGGAGUUUAUCAAAUGA
Messenger RNA from Paramecium octaurelia, 2869 nucleotides. NCBI's taxonomy places the organism in Eukaryota, Ciliophora, Oligohymenophorea, Peniculida, Parameciidae. The record is from the annotation of a GenBank genome assembly.